This is a messenger RNA of Perognathus longimembris pacificus (Pacific pocket mouse), 4701 nucleotides long. RefSeq names its product SEC24 homolog A, COPII coat complex component (gene Sec24a). Gene Ontology annotation, cellular component: endoplasmic reticulum exit site; COPII vesicle coat. Gene Ontology annotation, molecular function: zinc ion binding; SNARE binding. Lineage: Eukaryota; Metazoa; Chordata; Mammalia; Rodentia; Heteromyidae. Bases 401 to 3676 code for a protein of 1091 amino acids. Gene Ontology annotation, biological process: intracellular protein transport; COPII-coated vesicle cargo loading; endoplasmic reticulum to Golgi vesicle-mediated transport. The record is from RefSeq and is a predicted model, not a curated record. The transcript is spliced from 23 exons.
CGGAGAAGGUGGCCAGCCGGAGCCGGAAGUGCCACGUGUCCCGACUGCGCCUGCGCGGCGGACGGCUGACAGGCACUUCCGGUCGGGGCCUCCCUCCUCUCCCGGCUUUGGCGGCCGCCUCCCCAGCCUGGCGUUCGCCGCCCCACCGGCUCGACUUUGUAACCUCAGCUCCCAGGCCAGGCCGUGGCCGCCGGGGGGCGGGCUGGGGGGGGGAGAGCGAGGCGCCAUGCCUCGGGCUUGACGCGCCGCCCUCGUCUCCCGUCCUAAGUCUUCAGCGCCAUUCCCUCCCCGCGCCUCCCCGGACUCUCUCGGCUUUUCAGCCGCCGCCUUUCCGCCCUCCGCCGGGCGCCUCGGUCGACCCGGACCGGUCCCGCUUCUCAUCCAGAUUGCGGCUGUCGUCAUGUCCCAGCCGGGGGUACCGGCCUCCGGCGGCCCCCAACCCGGCCUGCAGGCCCAGAAUGGGGCCCCCUCGGCCUCGGGGUCUCCCUACGCCAACGGUCCUGUUCAAAAUGCACUGAUGUCUUCACACAUGUCAGUGAGCCAAGGAUAUAAUUCCCAGCUUCCAGGAUCCUACCCUCAUCUAAUACCAGCAAAGACUUCAAGUCCACUGUCUGCACAGUCUAACUAUGGUGGUUCUCAGGGAUCUGGGCAGACUUUUCAUAGACCACCUGUGGCUUUGAAUCCAAUGACACCUUCACUCCAUAGUGGUCCUGUUCCCCGAAUGCCUCUCCCUAAUUCUCAGAACCCAGCUGCUGCACCAAUGCCUUCUGGUAGUUUUCUUCCUGGAGCUAAUCCACCACCACCUUCGAAUUGGCAGUAUAACUAUCCAUCCACAGGAUCACAGCAGACAAACAGUUGUCCUCCUGGGGCCCAACCACCUGUAUCUGGGAAUACAAAUUUAACAACAAAUCAGCAGUAUGUAUCUUCUGGAGCGUCUUCACAUCAAAACAGCUUCAUAAAAUCAGGUCCUGCACUUCCCUCACGGAACCCACCUCUGCCUACCCCUUUCCAACCAGGAGCUCCUCCUGGGCCCCCUCCAGCUGGUGGACCUCCAGUAAGGGCCCCAGCACCCCAGAAACUAUCACAUACAGCCUCACCCCAGCCUUUGUUUCAUUCAGCUGUAAACCAAGAAGGUAUUACAUCAAAUGCCAAUAAUGGAUCAAUGAGUGUCCACAGUAAUUAUGAGGAGAUUGAAGGAGGUGGCUUCUUGGCAACAUCACAGCUCACUAAUAAGAACCCCAAAAUGAACCGAAGUGUUGGGUAUGCCUACCCCUCCCUACCACCUGGUUAUCAGAACACAACACCGCCUAGUGGGACUGGAAUGCCACCCUCAUCCUUGAAUUACCCAAGUGGCCCCCAGGCCUUUACUCAGACUCCCUUAGGUGCUAAUCAUUUAACUGCAAGCAUGAGUGGAUUAAGUCUACAUCCAGAGGGUCUAAGAGUCAUCAAUCUACUUCAAGAGAGAAACAUGCUUCCCUCAACACCUUUGAAGCCUCCAGUUCCAAAUUUGCAUGGAGAUAUCCAGAAACUCAACUGUAACCCAGAGUUAUUUCGAUGCACACUGACGAGCAUUCCUCAGACUCAGGCCUUAUUGAAUAAAGCCAAACUUCCUUUGGGGCUCUUGCUUCAUCCUUUCAAAGAUCUAGUGCAAUUGCCUGUGGUUACCUCCAAUACAAUUGUUAGAUGUCGUUCAUGCAGGACCUACAUCAACCCUUUUGUCAGCUUUCUUGACCAAAGGAGGUGGAAGUGUAACUUAUGUUACCGAGUCAAUGAUGUUCCUGAAGAAUUCAUGUACAACCCUUUAACCAGAGUUUAUGGAGAACCUCACAGAAGACCUGAAGUUCAAAAUGCUACUAUUGAGUUUAUGGCUCCUUCAGAGUAUAUGCUGCGACCACCACAACCUCCUGUGUACCUCUUUGCAUUUGAUGUGUCUCACAAUGCAGUCGAAACUGGAUACUUGAAUUCAGUUUGCCAGAGUUUGUUAGACAAUCUGGAUUUGCUUCCUGGCAACACUAGGACAAAAAUUGGCUUCAUAACAUUUGACAGUACAAUUCAUUUCUACAGUCUUCAAGAAGGUCUUUCGCAACCUCAGAUGCUAAUAGUUUCAGAUAUUGAAGAUGUUUUUGUACCAAUGCCAGAGAACUUAUUAGUAAAUUUAAAUGAAAGUAAAGAGCUUGUUCAAGAUUUACUGAAAACUCUGCCACAAAUGUUUACCAAGACUCUGGAGACCCAGAGUGCUUUGGGUCCUGCACUUCAGGCUGCCUUUAAGCUGAUGUCCCCGACUGGUGGUAGAAUGUCUGUCUUUCAAACCCAGCUCCCGACUCUUGGUGUCGGAGCCCUUAAACCACGAGAAGAGCCCAACCAAAGGUCAUCUGCUAAGGAAAUACACCUGACACCAUCUACUGACUUCUAUAAGAAAUUAGCCUUGGACUGUUCUGGUCAGCAGGUAGCUGUUGACUUAUUCCUUCUCAGCGGACAGUAUUCUGAUUUGGCUUCUCUGGGUUGUAUUUCUCGGUACUCAGCAGGUAGCGUUUAUUACUAUCCAUCAUAUCAUCAUCAGCACAAUCCGGUUCAGGUACAGAAAUUACAGAAGGAAUUGCAGAGGUACCUCACUCGGAAGAUUGGCUUUGAGGCAGUUAUGAGAAUUCGAUGCACCAAAGGUCUUUCCAUUCAUACUUUCCAUGGGAACUUCUUUGUCCGUUCAACAGACUUACUGUCUCUACCCAACGUCAAUCCUGAUGCUGGGUAUGCAGUACAGAUGUCAGUAGAAGAGAAUCUCACUGACACUCAGCUGGUUUCUUUUCAGUCAGCACUCUUGUAUACAUCAAGCAAAGGCGAAAGAAGAAUCCGCGUCCAUACUUUGUGUUUGCCCGUGGUUGCUACUCUGAAUGAGAUCUUUCUUGGAGCUGAUGUUCAAGCAAUUUCAGGACUAUUGGCCAAUAUGGCUGUUGACAGGUCUGUGACUGCCAGUCUGAGUGAUGCCCGGGAUGCCCUGGUGAAUGCUGUCAUCGAUUCUCUAGCAGCUUACCGGUCUUUAGUCCUGAGUAACCAGCAGCCAGGCCUCAUGGUUCCUUUCUCUUUGCGGCUUUUCCCAUUGUUUGUGUUGGCUCUCCUUAAACAGAAAUCAUUCCAGACUGGGACAAAUGCACGUCUAGAUGAACGCAUUUUUGCUAUGUGUCAAGUGAAAAACCAGCCUUUGGUUCAUCUUAUGCUGACAACACAUCCCAGUUUGUACAGAGUUGACAACCUCUCAGAUGAGGGAGCACUGAACAUCAAUGAUCGAACCAUCCCUCAACCCCCCAUUCUUCAGCUCUCAGUGGAGAAGUUGAGUAGAGAUGGUGCUUUCCUCUUGGAUGCAGGCUCUGUCCUAAUGCUUUGGAUUGGGAAAAACUGUGCACAGAAUUUUCUUAACCAUGUUCUAGGAGUUCAAAACUAUGCAUCAAUUCCACAGCCUAUGACGGAUCUUCCAGAACUUGAUACACCAGAAUCUGCCAGAACAAUAGCUUUUAUCUCUUGGCUUAGAGAACAGAGACCAUUUUUCCCAGUACUUUAUGUAAUAAGGGAUGAGAGUCCAAUGAAAGCCAGCUUCCUUCAAAACAUGGUGGAAGACAGAACUGAAUCUGCAUUAUCAUAUUAUGAAUUCCUCUUGCACAUACAGCAGCAAGUGAAUAAGUGAAGAAAUCUGAUUUAAUUAUUGCUAAGGAAAUCACAAUAACACAGAAUUGCUGGGAAUAUAUAGUACCUUACUUUUCUAUUUAAGUUUGUGAACUAAAAUGUGAUGAUUGAGAUGUUUUCACUGUGAUUUCAACCAACUAUAGCAAAUAAAGGACCACAGCAGAGAAUCAAACAUGCAACUCUAAAAUACUGUAAUUUUCAAAUCAUAAUAUAUUGAUGUAUCAUUGAAUACCUUUAUUCCUUUGCUGCCAAUUAUGUUUGAGUUGUUGUGGAUUGAAACAAGACAAAACAGUGCUGCCGAGGCACAGUACAUUUUGUAAAAUAAAGAUUUCUAUGUUCUACAUGUAUAUUUCUCAUAUUUUAUUUUUCCUGAAAUUUUGGCUGCUACAGUUAAAACCUCACAAGACUAAGGGUUGCAGGGAAGUUUCAAAUCCAUUGAUAAUGAUCUUUUAAAAAUUGGAAAACCCAAAAACAAAUAGAAUGUACAAAAAUAGAAUUCAUUCCCCAUACCUACUUGUUUUUUUUUUUUUUGAGAAAAGAAUUCAUCAUGUUAACUAAAACUAGAGUAAACUAACUCUAGUUUGAGAGGAAUAUGAAGUAAUGGAUUCAAGUUUUAAAAUCUGUCAGUAUUCUCUUCUUGAAGAACAAAGUCACUUUAAUUUGAAGUGAAAACUGUAAUUAGGUGUUUUUCUGAUUUGGAUGCUGAGGCCUUAAACAUUUUAUUCUGCAAUGAUAAAGAAUUUAUCAUUUAUAGUGAUAACAGGGAGAUGAGAAAUUGUAGUUAUCUUGAUCCUCUAGGUGGGUUUGUUUGGUAUAUGCUGAUUAAUACUAAAAGUGUUAUCCUGGUGAGAUGGGAAGAAUGAGACAAGCUAAAAGUACUAUCUCAGAAUGCACUUUUCUAAAGAGUUUAUUCAUUAGACAACAUCAUUAGCACAUUCUGGGAUAGUCAAGCUCAUGAAGGCACAAAUGCUGCUGUUUGAUUUAGUGGAUAUUGGGGUCCCCAAAUUCAAUAUAUUGUAGUUACUU